Molecule: messenger RNA, 609 nt
Organism: Parasteatoda tepidariorum (common house spider)
Lineage: Eukaryota; Metazoa; Arthropoda; Arachnida; Araneae; Theridiidae
Source: RefSeq, a predicted model, not a curated record
UUGAAAUUUUUCAGGGUUAUAGGAUCUAAUUAGGAACAGUUAGUUCCCUUUUUGAGAUCCGAGAAUAAUUGUGAAUUAUGACUAAAAAAUUUCGCGAUAUUAUCAUUGGUUUUUAAGUUAGGAUUACAAUAAAUUUUCUUGAACACAGUUGCUACAUAUACUUCAUAAUUUUUAGUUUUUAUCUUGAUAUGAAUCAUUUUAUUAUUCCAGCAUUUAAAAUGGAGCAUUUUUCGAUGCUAAAUCGGAUUCUUGUUGGCCAACAAAACAUCGAGGCAAUGCUGACAGACGUUAAACGUCAAACAGGCGCCCCAUCUAGAGAGCCACUGCCAGAGGGAGCGCCUCAGUUGCCCCUAAAAACUGAGGCAGAAAUAUUUGGACUUGAGAAAAUGAACAGAUCCUCCCUCAUGAGUCAUUUGGCCUUGAUUGGCGGCAAAGACGUCGAGAAAGCCACACGGAAUUUAAUGGGGCGCAUCUUCUCAAAAGAUGUUGCCCCGUUAUUAAAUUGGGCUGGGAGAGGAGGGAAGAUGGCUUUUUCCACCCUCCUGAUUAAGGAUGUUGUUGUUGGUUAGGGAGAAAUUCUGGCAGCCCUUAGAAGAUUUUUGAUCUAAA